Anolis carolinensis (green anole) is the source of this 2768-nucleotide messenger RNA. RefSeq names its product fibronectin. Gene Ontology annotation, molecular function: heparin binding. The transcript has 10 exons. NCBI's taxonomy places the organism in Eukaryota, Metazoa, Chordata, Lepidosauria, Squamata, Anolidae. The record is from RefSeq and is a predicted model, not a curated record. The coding region runs from base 57 to 1541 and encodes 494 amino acids. Gene Ontology annotation, cellular component: cell surface. Gene Ontology annotation, biological process: sperm capacitation.
CCAGAUGUGAUUUAUAAAUACAACACUCCUGUCUGUCUAACUAUUUCAGAGAGGAGAUGGCCCUAAACAUGACAUCCCUCUUAUGCAUCUGGGCUCUCAUACCAUUGGUCACAGCACGUCUAGGUCUCUAUCCUUGUGUCUUCCCAUUUAUUUACAAGGAGAAAUUGUACACCACUUGCACUAAAGAUGGUGCUAUUGAUCGGAAAUUGUGGUGUGCCACAACGGCGAACUAUGACAGGGAUCGCAAGUGGAAGCAUUGUACUCCUUAUGAGUAUGGAGGUAAUUCUCGUGGACAAAACUGUACCUUCCCCUUCACCUACAAGAAGCGAACUUUCUACACUUGUACCAACGAGAAUGCUCUCUUUGGAAGAUUCUGGUGUGCCACAACAGGGAGCUACGAUAAAGACAAGAAGUGGAGCUACUGUGCUGACACCAGGUUAAUCGCGGAUUCUCAGGGCCCAUGUGUCUUCCCUUUCACCUUCAACUCCAGGUCCUACUCAGCUUGCACAAAGGAUGGAGACUCUAAUGGGAAGCUUUGGUGUUCUCUCACCAGCAACUACGAUAUAGAGUCUAAGCGAGCAUACUGUGAUCAGUCAGAACCUCAUCCCUGUGCCUUUCCCUUCAUUUACAAUAAGAAAUCCUAUUAUAAUUGCACCAAAGAGGGAUCUGCUGAUGGCCAACUGUGGUGUGCCACAACUCACAACUAUGACAUAGACAGUAAAUGGAAAGCGUGUUCCCUUCAAGAAUACGAAGGGAGUGCCAAAGGGCAACCCUGUGUUUUCCCUUUUGCUGCUGAAAAGCAGACGUUCUAUACCUGUACCAAUAAACCCGCUAAGGGUGGGAGGUUCUGGUGUGCCACCACAGGAAGCUAUGAUAAGGAUAAGAAGUGGAGCUACUGCGCUGACACAAGACUUGAUGCAAGCCCCAAGGGGUCGUGUGUUUUCCCUUUCACCUACAAGGGCACAUCUUACUCAUCUUGCACAACUGCUGGGGAGACCAGUGGAAAGCUAUGGUGCUCUCUUACCGAGAACUAUGAUGUGGAUCGCAGGUGGACCUUUUGCGAUCCUUCAGAAGUCCGUCCUUGCCAUUUCCCUUUCACUUGGGGAAUGAUGUCCUAUUCAGAAUGCACUAAGAGGGGAUCCAAUGAUGGCCAACUAUGGUGUGCCACAACCCCUAAUUAUGACAAGGAUUCCAAAUGGAAGGCAUGUUCCCUUCAAGAGUAUGAAGGAAACUCUGGCGGCAAGGCUUGUGUUUUCCCAUUCAUCUACAAGAACCAGACUUUCUACACGUGUACUAAUGAGAACUCAGCGGAUGGAAGGUUCUGGUGUGCCACGACAAGCAAUUAUGAUACAGAUAAGAUGUGGAGCUAUUGUGCCGACACAAGACUGGAUGCUAAACCCAAAGGACCAUGCCAAUUUCCUUUCAUCUACAGAAAGAAAUCUUACUCCUCAUGUACAUCAGAUGGUGAAAUCUCUGGGAAGCUCUGGUGCUCUCUAACCAGUAACUUUGAUGUGGAACCUAAAUGGACUUAUUGUAAUUAGGUGAAAAAGUCCAGGUUAAGUAGAUUCAUGUUCUUUGCAAUGCCAUGACGGAAAUAAAGCCACUCCUGAAAUCUUCUGGGUUUUAAUGGAAGAGUGGGAAGCUGGAGAAGGACUGCUGCUGAGAUCGUGUACAGUGCAUGAUAAAGGACUUCCACACAUCUUCUGCUUCCUCAUAAGUAUGUGAAACACAUCUGGAACAAGAAAGAUUGGAAAAAUGUGGAAGACACUUUCAAGUUUCACGGGACUAAUUACCUUUACCUCUUUUGAGUCUCCUAGCUCCUGAUGUCAGUGUACCUACACUAUUUCUAUCAAACAUGUGACUAUUCAUUUUCCAUCUCUCUCCAGAUGACAACACAGAACAAUGACUAUGAUUUCAGUUAUGAUAGUUCUCUACUGGGAGGUGACCAGUGUUUUUCAUGCUCUUUCUUGUUUCUACUUGUUUCAAAACUGGAAAUGAAGCAUUUCUUACAAAUUAUCUUUAUGAUUCUGCAUCUUCCCUUCUCUUCCAUAUACUCACCAAGCAUCCUCCCUGUAUGUCUCUCUCUGUGUUAAAAUGGUUGUCAUUCACCCCACCCUCAUCCCAUUGUUCAAGAAUGACUUUGCUGAGAUUUAAAUAAAUAAAUUUAUCAGGCCAGAAGAUGCACACAACUUCCCUCCAAAGCACUCAGUAAGUAAAUUGGGAAAAUAAUGUCCAUUGUUGAUGUUAUAUACUUUCAAAUCUUUUUCAACUUAUGAGAAUCUUAAGGUGACCCGAUCAUAUGACUCUUUCUAAAACUGAGAGACUUACUCAAGGUGCUUGCAUGGCUAAGCAGAUCAUCAAAUACUUUUCUCAAGAGCCAUACUCUUAUUCUCAAAAUAGUUAUCUACAAGAGAUAGUUUAAUAACAAAAAUAAUAGUUUUUCUAUUAUGAAGAAGACAGCAGAGACAAGGUAGGAACUUGGAAGCAUUAGGGCUUUCUAUUUUCUAUUCCCCAACUUUUCUAUGUACUUUGUUUCGAAACCCUAUACAACCUACUUUUCUAUCCUUCUGUUUUAGAUUAUAAAAUACAUGUUUUCUUUUUUCUUUUCCUUUUUUAACAUUAUGCAAAUCGUUUUUGUAUUAGAUAACAAUGGAAGAAGAUGAAAAUGCAAGAUGUUAAAAAUGCCCCUGUUCUAUGUCUACCCUUCUCCAUUUGUCAUGUAUUGCACAAUAAAAAUCGUAUGGAAAAAAACAAUUUUAAGGGCAAAA